UCAUGACGCAUGUCUUGAAAAUAUCCAUUGCCUUGCUUUUGUGAUUGAUGACUAUCGUUAUUUUGGCGUUUCUUCAUCUACUUUUUAAAAUCGUUAAAUUCUCAACGUUGUCAGUAUUAAAUAAUUUUGCGAAAUUUUGGGAAAAAAUGCCUUUAUCACACAUGUAAUAGUUUUUUCGUGAUUAUAAUGCAAAAUUAGGGAAAAUAUGAAUAAUGUUUGAGAUAGAAAAAACAAUCACGUAUUUUUCAGUUCUUUUGUGAAAUGUCUAACCAUGUAUGCUGGAAUGUGACAAAAUAGCAUGAAGAUAAAAUGAAGCAUGUUUUUAAAUAAUUUUUAAGUAAUCUAAUGCAAUGUAGAAAUGGUCAGCACUGGAAGAAACUGGUAGGAUAAUUUUUGAACCUGCAACAAGUUCAUUUGUUUCCUUGAACGAAAACAAGUCAACGAUGAAACAGUCACUUGAAGAAAUUAUAAAGUUUGUGAACGAUGAGGCAACAAGAACACUCUUACCACUGAUUAUUACCUUAUUCUUCAUUAUGGUGAUGGGUGUAAUUGGUAACUGCUUAGUCGUCUUUAUCUAUAAGUUCAAACUACCUCUCACACCGUCAAGUUUGCUGGUGGUUUACUUGGGUUGUAAUCAGAUUGUGGACAGCAUAAUAUGUAUGCCAAUGGAUAUUUUUAUUCUUUUUCAUUCGUAUAAUUUCCCAGAUGAUCGUCUUUGUCGUUUUAUGCAAUCUUUCAUUUUCGCAACGUCUACUGUGUCAGGAUUGAUCAUAGUUGUAAUAGCUGUGGAUCACUUUAAAAAGAUUUGUCGGCCAUUAAAGCGACAGUUUACAAAACAAGAUGUCAACAAAAUUAUCUGCAUAAACAUUGCAAUAAUAUUUCUGAUUGUGCCCAUGCACAUUUUUGUAAGUGGAGUCAGGCAAGUUCGCACAUUCCAUGGAAAUGUAACAGGUACUACGUGCUCUAUUUCCGAUAAGAAUAGUCCAGUCUUUCCACUCGCUUACUUUAUCUUUCUGUUACUUGUAUUUUCGAUGUUAGUUACAGUGUUCAUUGUAAUCUACACUAUGACCAUUCAGAAACUGAGGAAAUACAAUAAACAAAGGGAAUUAUUAUUGAUCGGUAGACUAUCACGAGAAACUUGGUUAAAUUCUGUCAGACCCUCGACAACUGAAGGAAUUUCAGAAUCGGAUAAACAAAAUUCCACUACUUCACAAGAGCAAUGUUAUAAAAGAUAUUAUGACGUAACCCAUAUCACACUGAAUAUGCUUUGCAUAACUCUCUCAUGGUGUUUCAGCUUUCUCCCUCAUUUUGUACUAACUUUCAUAACUGCAGAAAUUAUUUUCGAGAGACAGUUUAUGCAUAAAUCAAGAGAUUCUUUGGUAAACUUAACUUUGAAUUCUUAUUAUAUAAACAAUAUAACUAUCCCAAUACUUUACAUAAUCUUCAACCGAUCUUUCAGGCAGGAAGUUAUGAAAUUCUUUAAAAAAAUAUGCUUUGUGCAACAGAUGUAAUAAACCAGAAGAAUAAAAACAAUGUCUGAUUUUUGUUAUGUAGCUCUA
Octopus bimaculoides (California two-spot octopus) is the source of this 1559-nucleotide messenger RNA. RefSeq lists its product as uncharacterized. Gene Ontology annotation, cellular component: membrane. Lineage: Eukaryota; Metazoa; Mollusca; Cephalopoda; Octopoda; Octopodidae. Gene Ontology annotation, biological process: G protein-coupled receptor signaling pathway. The record is from RefSeq and is a predicted model, not a curated record. Gene Ontology annotation, molecular function: G protein-coupled receptor activity.